AUGGCAUCAGAUUCUAGUCCAGGCGUGGAGACUAUCAACACCCCCGGCCCGGGCACUCACUAUCUCCGCUCGGAACUCAAAGACUUGAACAUCAUCGGAGUCGAGGAACAUGUUGUUUUCCCUCACUUGACAGCCCGAAUCCCCGACACGGGCCUGGCGGAGCAUGCGAAACACAUCUUCAGCCAACUUGUCGGCCACGAGGCCAUGCAGUAUGCGCGUGGUCGUUCCACCGAAACCGGAGCCCAGCGACUUCAGGACAUGAACGAAGGCGGGAUAGCAAUGCAGAUACUCAGCCUAGCUGGGACCGUCAAUUGCAUGCAAAUGGAGCCGGAACCUGGACUUUCUCUGGCGCAGGACAUAAAUAACGAGUUGAAAAAGGCCUCCGAUGCAAACCCCGACCGAUUCAAAGCUCUUGCAGAUCUACCUUUUCAUGCGCCAAAGUUCGCAAUUGAUGAGCUUCCCCGCUGCGUGCAACAUUUAGGCUUUGUUGGAGCCAUUAUGGCUGGCUCGGUCGGUUGCACUGGCAAGUUCCUCGACGAUCCUGAAUUCGACGAUCUUUUAUCGGAAUUCGAAACACUCGACGUGCCUCUUUAUCUUCAUCCUGGAAUUGCCCCACCUGCGGUCAUUGAUAAUACACGUUCCCGGAAAGCCCAAAUUAUCAGCGACGUUGGCGGGGAUGGGGUGGGGCUGGCAUAA
Messenger RNA from Penicillium waksmanii, 696 nucleotides. Its product is annotated as amidohydrolase family protein. NCBI's taxonomy places the organism in Eukaryota, Fungi, Ascomycota, Eurotiomycetes, Eurotiales, Aspergillaceae. The coding region runs from base 1 to 696 and encodes 231 amino acids. Gene Ontology annotation, biological process: secondary metabolic process. The record is from RefSeq and is a predicted model, not a curated record. Gene Ontology annotation, cellular component: cytoplasm; cytosol. The transcript has a single exon. Gene Ontology annotation, molecular function: hydrolase activity; carboxy-lyase activity.